AUGAAUGGCGCUCAUACAAAUGAACACUCUCAAUUGCAGGGAUUGGGGAUCACUAAUGGGGCCAAGGCUACAUCCCCAAUUGUACUUUCUCCUGAUAGCGAAAGAUUUCCCAGUCCAGUGAUGAUGGACAGCUUUCCAGGUAAGACUACAUCCAAUGGAACAUCAAUUGACGAUGCCCAUCCGUCUGUCAACCAAGCUCAAACUCUACCCAAUCAAUUCGCGAAAGAAAGUCAGCUGCCUCAGGGUCAAACCAUAACUCAGCCUGCACAAGUAGUGGGAAGACCUCCAAACCAAAAAGAUAUUGGAUUUCAAGCUUACGCUCAUCAGCAGACUCAACAACCACCAGCUGCUAUAAUCACUCAACCUCCUCUUGCACCAAUGGUUACUCAGCCUUCAUCCAAUCUCCCACAUAAUGUAUCCCCUGUCAUGCGAUCACCCCUCCCCGUCGCUCAAUCAGACUGCUACUCAUUCACCGUGAAAGAUAAACAGCCGGUAACUGUACAGAUAGCGCGGGAAUAUGCAAUGCAUUUAUGGCGCUUUACUUCUCCACACUCAGGAAUUAGUCGUGUCUUAACCACUCUUGAUAUCCUGCAACAUACAGCCUCACACCUUACAAGAUCUGAAUUGGACAAAGCGCUGAGGGAUACCUCGUAUCUGCAGAAUCUAGGAAGAGGAGUGUUCGAAGUUUUAAUCAGGUCUCAAAGUCAGAAUGGGCAACAACAGAAUAGAGCUAUAUCCCAACCUGUACCUCAUCCUGCUGUAUCUCGUAUCAACAGAGACCCACAUCAUUUGUCGGGCCGUCACGCUUCGAACGGUACUAUUCAAGCUGCUGGUAGCAGUAGUAGCAGUAUCACUACACCAAUCCAGAGUCCUAAGACUGCCGCGGCUAUCAACGUGGCUGAUCGACCCGAAAUAACCAGUAUACAAGAAAGCUGGAAUGAGGAGAUGCAAGGGGUUGAGCAAAUGUUUGGUCAAGCCUGGGAACAAAUGAGGAAAGUCUCAAGCAACGCCUUUAUCAAAAUGAAUGUAACCCUCACUGCCGCACAAUCCAAUAAUGAGUCUGAUAAAGCAAUUGCUCAGCUUCAAACCCAAAUGAUCGACGAACAGAAGAAGAACGCUUUGUUACAAUCCUCCGUUCUUCGUUUGACGGAUAGCGAAAGUAAAGCCCGAUCAGAUCUGGAUGAGAUCGGUCAAAAACUUCAAGCUGAGGUAUAUAGAAGGGCAACCGCUGAACAUGCACACACUCAAUUGCAUUGCCGUUUCAGUCAAAGCAUGGCAAAUAUGCAACAGGCGAAAGAUCGAUCUGACCAGCUGAUUCAAACAAGCAAUGCGAAAAUAUUAGAAUUGACCGAUACGUUGAAAACCCAAAUGGAAAAUUCCUCUACUGCCGAGAAAACACGCCAUGAACGACUCACAGCUGCUCAUAAUGCUGAAAUAUCAAGAUUGAAAACGGAACUUGAAGAAGCUAAAAUUUCUCGUCCCGCGUUCGGUCAUCCAAGUGUCACGUCCAGUCCGAAAUCACCUAAAUCACCCGCUGACCCUAACUCUGAGAUCGCCAAAUUACGAUCUCUCCUCAAGCAGAAGAAUACCAAAUUCAAUGAGUUAGAAGAGAGACAUAACCAGGAUAUGGAGGAGAUCAAGUCGAAUAUAGGAAAAGACCCGAAAGUAUGGGAGAAUGAAGUACGACAGAAAGCGAUUGAAACUGCCGAAAAGGAGACACGGCGACUCAAGAAGAAGGUAGAAGACUUGGAAGCUGAGCAGAAGAUAAACAAAGAGAGUCUGAGCGAAAGUACAUUACGAGAUGCGCUAGAAAAGAUCGUUCGAUGUGCAGAAGGACUGCAAAAACUAUACAACAGACCUUCGGAUGCUCAGUCAUCCAACAAACCGCUCUUGGACAGGGCAAAUAUGCUCUUCAAGGAUUUGCUGGUAGUAGUGGAGAAAGUUGAAUCACAAGACGAAGAGAGGAAGAAAUUGGAAGGUCAAGUCGAAUUACUGAAGAUUCAACUCACAGCCGCUGAAUCAGCCAAAUCCUCCUCCAUGACCUCGGAAUCUGAAUUUGAAGAAUUGAAAUCUGCUUUCAAAAACAUCAUAUCUUAUGGUCAUAAUAUACAGACUCUAAUGGGUAGACCAGUAGAUCAGAAUCUCGAAGAUGAAAACCCGUCCGUUCAAGCUCAUCAAUUCCAGAAAUCGAUGCAAGCCGUCUUUGAUGAAAUUAACAAGAAGACUCCAGGUAAAGAACAAGAUGAAGAGAAAAGGAAGGAAUUGCAAAUAAAGGUACAAGAGCUCGAAACCAGUCUUGCAGCGAAUAUGAAGACAAUGUUGUCCAAAGAGACCGAAUUACAAGCGACUGUAAAAGGUUUAGAAGAGACAAAGAAUAAACUGUCAGAAGCUGAGAAAAAAGUAUCUUCCAUGGCAGAGGAGAUGGAAAAACAAAUGACAUCUCUUGAUGACCUCAAAGCUGAAUAUCAAGUUGAUUUGCAAACAGGAGAAAAGGAUAGUUCUGCAACAAAAGAAGAACAUGCCCAGCUGAUUAACGAAAGGGAUUCUCUAAUCGAACAAGUGGAAAAGCAAAAAGAGGCCUUUAACACCUUGCGAGAUGAGCUGAAAGCAGAGAAAGAGUCGUUACUCGUCCAAAUCAAUGAUCAAAAAGAGGAAAUCGAAAGACUGGAAGAGGAACUCGAAGUAGAACAGGGUAAAGUUGACACUGCAGAAUCAGCGAUGAGAGAAGCAAUGGAUAAACAGUACGAACAAAAAGACAACUUUGAUUCAAUGGAGAACGAGUUGAGGGAACUUAAAGAACAGAGGAAUAGAUGGAAAGAAGAUGCUAAGAGAUUGGAAAGUGAAUUGCAAUCCGCUCCAAAAGCGAAACCAGCGUCUAAAGACGAUGAUGCAACACAAGCUAUUCCCGGUCCAGGUCCCAGCUCAAGUGCAAGUCGUAGACGACCUUCAACAUAUGUACAUACUUCUACUUCAAUACCUCAUGGUGCCUCUCAAUCGCCUGCAUUGAAGCCUUCAACUCUCUCACAAUCGUCAAGACCGCCAUCAACCUCGAUAAAUGCACAACCACUAUUCCUACCCAAUGAAGAGGCUGAGGAAUCCCAAACUCCUCCUACGAGUCUGGGGUUAUCUGUUGUGAGAUCGAAGAAGAGGAGGAGAGUCGCGGAUGUAGGUGAUGACGAUGACGUCUCACCCGAACCGGAUGCAUCGAAGAGCAAAGCACCAUCAGUCGCUCCUUCUGCGACUGAUUCCACCGUCUCUAUACUAGCAUACAAACCAGUAACGACUAAAUGGAUCGAGAAGAAUAUGAAGAUAUUUAUACUGGAAAAGAAUGGGACAUCAAUUUGCAAAUUAUGCUUUGUGAAUCAGCGGAAAGCUGCUCCGCCCGAAAGAGCUAAACAGAUGACCGUGGACGAGACGAAACCGCUCAAGGCAGGAAUCAGCAAAGAAGGGCUUCUGACUCACGUUUCUUCACAUGGAGAGACUUUGAGGAGACUCAAGAAUAAACGAGUCAAGGAGGGUAAAGAACCAGCAUCGCCUUAG
This is a messenger RNA of Kwoniella shivajii, 3540 nucleotides long. RefSeq lists its product as uncharacterized. The transcript has 7 exons. The record is from RefSeq and is a predicted model, not a curated record. Bases 1 to 3540 code for a protein of 1179 amino acids. NCBI's taxonomy places the organism in Eukaryota, Fungi, Basidiomycota, Tremellomycetes, Tremellales, Cryptococcaceae.